Orcinus orca (killer whale) is the source of this 5166-nucleotide messenger RNA. It is a transcript of the gene CCDC102B, whose product is annotated as coiled-coil domain containing 102B. Bases 8 to 1555 code for a protein of 515 amino acids. The transcript is spliced from 9 exons. The record is from RefSeq and is a predicted model, not a curated record. Lineage: Eukaryota; Metazoa; Chordata; Mammalia; Artiodactyla; Delphinidae.
GAUAAAUAUGAAUUUAGAUUCCAUUCAUCGGUUAAUUGAAGAAACACAAAUCUUCCAGAUGCAGCAGUCAUCAGUUAAACCACCGUGUGACCUGGGGGCACCUGCCUCAUCCCGCAGGGACACCUGUAGCUCCUGUUUGCCCCUUCAUGCGCUGCAAUCUCAUGCCGCUCACAACUCCCAUGCUCAUUCCUGCAACAUCAACGACUGGGGCAUUUGUGAAGAACUUCGCCUGCGGGAACUGGAGGAGGUCAAGGCCAGAGCUGCUCAGAUGGAGAAGACCAUGCGAUGGUGGUCAGACUGCACGGCCAACUGGAGAGAAAAGUGGAGUAAAGUUCGAGCUGAAAGGAACAGCGCCAGGGAGGAAGGAAGACAACUCAGAAUAAAAUUAGAGAUGACCAUGAAGGAAUUGAGUGCCUUGAAAAAAAAGCAAAGUUUGUCACAUCAAAAAGAGGCCUUGGAAGCUAGAGUCACCCAGGACCGGAAGCUUCCUAGUUUCAUAGAAGUGUCCUAUGCACAGAGAGACCCCUUUCAAAUUGGUUCCAAAACGUGUGAGUCCAUCAGAGAGUGCUUGGGAAAGAGAGAAUAUCCUACCAAGGAGAACAUAAAUAGUAAGGAAGAAGGUUUGAUUAUUGACCCAUUAAAAUUAAAUGAAGAGGUGAAACUCAAUCUAGAUAGUCCUGAUUUAUUCAAGAAUGGUGGUUCUGAAAACCGUACAGUGAGACCUGGAUUAAGACUGCAGGCAAUAAAUCUGCCUCUGGAGAAUGGAGUUCCUGAAAUUUCAGCUUUGCAGGUGCAUUUGGAUGAGUUCCAAAAAAUCUUAUGGAAAGAAAGAGAAAUGCGCUCAUCUUUGGAAAAAGAAAUAGAACGGCUGGAGUCAGCUUUGUCUGUGUGGAAAUGGAAGUAUGAAGAACUGAAAGAAUCAAAGGCAAAAAGUCUGAAAGAGUUUGACAUUCUUCAUGGUCAACAUAAAAAUAAAAUGGAAGAAAUAUCAGGAGAUAUAAAGGAAGGAUCGAAAUCUAAAAAUAGCAGUGACAGAGUGAUCUAUGAGUUAAGAGCAGAGCUAGAGAGAUUGCAGGCUGAAAAUACAUCUGAGUGGGACAAGAGGGAGAUACUUGAAACAGAAAAACUAGGACUGGAAAGAGAAAAUAGAAGGCUAAAAUUCCAAGUGAAAGACAUGGAAGAGCUCCUGGAUAGGAAAAAUAGAUUAAUUGCAAACUCUCAAGGUCCUGAUUUCAAGAAAUCACAAAUUGAACUACAGGAAAAAAACAAGGAACUGUUGGACCUUCAACAUGCCUACCAUAAACUAAGCAGGCAGCACCAGGCAAAGACGGCAGAAAUGACCCACGUCAACAACCUCAUGGAUCAAAAUGAGGCCGAAGUGAAGAAACUGAGAUUUCAAGUAGAAGAACUAAAAUGGGGACUCAACCAAAAGGAAAAUAAGCUUGAUGAUUUCCUGAAUCAGAUCCAUAAGCUCCAGAGAUCUUUGGAUGAACAGAAAGAAACAAAUGAAAACUUGGAACUUCAACUCAGGCACUUACAAAACUGUGAUUUCUAAAGACAAGAGAAAUGGCCUUGAUUUCAAGGGUGAUGCCUUUGGCUAGAAGACUGUCAUCUUGCAAAGUUUAGAAGUGGAAUAGAAAAGCUUAAAUACUGUCCAUUUUGUGAUUGUUACCCUGGUUCUGUUUUUGUCUCUGUCCUAUGGAAUUGCUACCUUUCCAACUUCACUAUUUGUAGAUCAUGAGUGUCAAAUAAUGUUCCCCUAUGCAAAGAUUUUUCUCUUUUAAGAUAACCUAAGAAUUCAGGUGAAGUUAUGUUCAAUUGUCGAGAGUUUUUCUGUAUGUUUAAUGAUUUAUAUUAGUAUCUCAAUAAUUAACUUUAUUGUUAUUAUCUCAUUUUCUAUCCUGUUUUAUGAAGGGUACCAUGGCUCUAUCCUAUUGAAUUUUUUUUUUUUUUUUUUUUUUUUUUUUUUGCGGUAUGCGGGCCUCCCACUGCUGUUGCCUCUCCCGUUGUGGAGCACAGGCUCCAGACACACAGGUCCAGAGGCCAUGGCUCACGGGCCUAGCCACUUCACGGCAUGUGGGAACUUCCCGGACCGGGGCACGAACCCGUGUUGCCUGCAUCGGCAGGUGGACUCCCAACCACUGUGCCACCAGGGAAGCCCCCCUACUGAAUUAUUUUAAUCAUCUUAUUCUGCUUGGAAAAGCAGAUAUUAUGUCCUAUAUCAUGUGGCAUAUCACAUUUAUAUAUUUAAAUGACUUUAAGGCUGUUCAUAUAUUGAUUUGAAAGCAGAGUACGGUUGACUUGGUAUUUGAUUAUAUACGUGUAUAUUGUUUACCCAAUGGAUAAUCAUGGCUUCCAUUUCUCUGCCUUCCCACUAGAUCACUUAAUGAUGAGUUGAGGUGACCCAAGGGUGUUUCUGGAAGUUGUCUCCAGCUACACGUGCCAAAUACAAGCAUAAAGCUCACUGUAUAUUUAUAAGUAUUCUACUAGAAAGACUCACAAAAAAUGUAUUUAUAUGCCAAGGCUUGGGAACAAGGUUUCAUACUAAGAAUUCGCCUGGUAACCUAGUUAGUCCUCUGUAUGCUUUUCACACCUGCCAUAGGCAUGAAAUGCCUAUGCAGCAAGGUGACUUCAUUAUAUAACAAUACCACUUUGCAACAGACUUUAAAAAUAGGCAUCCUUAUUUAACUCCUUCUGUGUGCUGUCCACUGCACUUGGUGAAUUUCCUGGGGUACGGUUAUUAUCUAUGUUAUGUAGACAAACAAAUCAAGGUUCACACAUGUACUGGAACUUGUCCAGUUACAGAUGGGUAGAACAUCGUGGGCCCGACUUUCAAGCACAUUUCUACCAGACCCUAUGGCUCAUUUUAUACUCAUUUUGUUGCACUACAACCCUGGGCCCUAGUAUAAAGACUCUGCCACGUGAGGAAGAAUAGUGGGAAAUCUGAUGCUCAGUUUUAUUUGUAUGAGAGGUAUCCCUGUGACACGGUAGCCACUGAAUUAAGGAAAUCUACUUUUGAUUCAGAAUAUUUUCUCAUAGUUGCAAACAACCUGUCAUCCCUCAAUUAAAACUAGACUUAGCUUCUCACCUAUGAUUUUGUUUACCUUGCUUGUAAACCUACAAAAUACAUUUAAUAUUUAAAAAUACAAAAAUGUAUAUGGUCUUUUGGGCUUCCCUGGCGGUGCAGUGGUUAAGAAUCUCUCUGCCAAUGCAAGGGACACAGGUUCGAGCCCUGGCCUGGGAAGAUCCCACGUGCCACGGAGCAACUAAGCCCGUGAGCCACAACUACUGAGCCUGAGCUCUAGAGCCCGCAAGCCACAACUAUGAGCCCACAUGCCACAACUACUGAAGCCUGCGCGCCUAGAGCCCGUGCUCCGCAACAAGAGCAGCCACGACAAUGAGAAGCCCUAGCACCGCAACGAAGAGCUCCCCACUCACCGCAACUAGAGAAAGCCCACACACAGCAACGAAGACCCAACACAGCCAAAAUAAAUAAAUAAAUAAAUGAUUUAUUUUUUUUAAAAAAAUGUAUAGUCUUUCGACAUUAAGGUUGCAUAAUGAUUUUCUUCCUUGAAAUUUUAACUGUUAAAAUAUAAACAGUUUAUAUUUUAAAACUGUUAAAAUAUAAACAGGUUUAUGAUUAGUAAUUUUAAGAGAUGGUAUUUUAUCCUUUACAUUGUGAAUCCUUGAUGGUUUGCAUUAAUUCACGCAUUUAAUGUUUAUUUUUGAAAUUUCACAUUUUUAUAUAUGAUCUACUUAAAAGCAUAAAGUUUUAUCAAGGAAGUUACACUACAGAUUUUUAAAAAUAAAACAGCAAAAUAAUUAAAUUAUAUGCAGUUUAUAUGCAGUUUAAGUUUUUCUUGCAAAAGGAAUUUUGGAAAUCAAUGGGUUUUGGCCAGAGAAGUUUUGAAUUAUUAUUGAUAAAAAUUAUGAAUAACUUUAUUAGUUGUGGUAUUAUUGAGCACUUUUUAAGGACCAUAAACCGAAGAUUGGCUUGCUUAUUCAAAAUUUGACCACCUGACAUUUUUUCUUCAGUAGUAUAAUACCAAAAUAUAUAUCAACAUUCUUUUCCAUUGGCCAAAUAUAAAUCCUCCCUUCCUUGUGGCAAAGAGUGACCUGCUAUUUUCGAUGCCAACUUGAAGUCCCUCUCAAUGUUAUCAACACACUCACACACAUUUUAAAACAAACAAACAAAAACUAACCUUGAAAGGUUUAAUUUUAUAAGCCACCAUUCCAUACUCACUUCUGUUUGGAAAUGUUAAGAACUCUUAACAAUUAAGUCAUUUGUAUUGUUGAGACUGUGAUUUCAUCAGUCUUGUUCUGUGACAUACAUAUUGUCAUUUUCAGCACUAUUGGUGGUAUUGCUAACCAAGGAUUUUUAAUCACAUUCGUACUUCCUCCAGCAAAGAAACAAUGGGGCUUUGAGGGAUGGUGUUUAUGUUAUGUGACCAUUUUAAGGGUCAUAUUUCCAAAAAAAGAAUCUCAGAGUCACCGUCUUUAUGCUCAUGAAACAAAUAAAAAUUUUUCUAAUAGUCUCACAACUGUAUCACAUUUUCUCUAAUAAACUGAGGACAUAAAGCAAGCAUAGAUUUGGGAGUCCAACACAGCUAUUUAUUACUUAGAAGAUGUAUGAUUUUGAGAAGUUAUUCUUAGCUCCUGCUUCUGUAUCUGUAAUAUGAAUAUUAUAUCUAUUAUAUUGAAUUAUUUUGACAGUGAAAUGUGUAAAAAUAUAUAAAAUUUAGCAUAAUUGUUAGGACAUUGAAGGAACCCAGUACAUUUCAGUUUGCUGUUGAUUACUUUGAGGAAAAGAAUCGCUCUUAUAUCUUAGCCAAGAGCUGGUGAAAAUAUUUGAAAUAUUCGGUACAGUUAUGAUAGAUAAUAUUCUUUAGGGUUUUGACUUUUAGAAUAUGCCUGUAUAGACAGGAACAAAGACACAGACGUAGAGAAUGGACUUUAGGACACGGGGAGGGGGAAGGGUAAGCUGGGACGAAGUGAGAGAGUGGCACUGACAUAUAUACACUACCAAAUGUAAAACAGAUAGCUAGUGGGAAGCAGCUGCAUAGCACAGGGAGAUCAGCUCGGUGCUUUGUGACCACCUAGAGGGGUGGGAUAGGGAGGGUGGGAGGGAGAUGCAAGAGGGAGGGAAUAUGGGGAUAUAUGUAUGCA